UACAAAAUGCUUUUAAGAAGUUUCUUGCUUACCUGUUUUCUAAGUCACUUGUUAGCUGCAGAGUCAUGGAAAAAACCAGGCUGUCAUAGAAUAGGUCACACAAGAACAAUAAGCAUCCCUGAUUGCUUGGAAUUUAAAAUAACGACGAACGCAUGCCGUGGUUUUUGUGAGUCAUGGUCUUUGCCUAGUAUCAUGCUAGGCUUCAAACGUCAUCCAGUUACUUCAUUGGGACAGUGCUGUAAUAUCAUGGAAUCUGAGGAUAUUCCGGUGAAGGUAUUAUGUCUGGACGGAGAAAGAAAUUUAAUAUUCAAAUCUGCACUAUCGUGUGCCUGCUAUCACUGCCAAAAGGAAUAAAGCGACUAAUUUAUACCAUUUACCAAUGACUUAU
Molecule: messenger RNA, 388 nt
Organism: Colias croceus (clouded yellow)
Lineage: Eukaryota; Metazoa; Arthropoda; Insecta; Lepidoptera; Pieridae
Gene: Gpa2
Product: thyrostimulin alpha-2 subunit
Exons: 3
Coding region: 7-354 (115 amino acids)
Biological process (GO): cell surface receptor signaling pathway
Molecular function (GO): hormone receptor binding
Source: RefSeq, a predicted model, not a curated record